AUGAUGUGCAUAAAGCAUAUGCUCCUCUACGUCCUCGUCUUUCCCCUAGCCUCUUCGCCGUCAUUGAUACUAGCUCUCUUGGCGCUGGGAUCCUUUUUGAAGAUCCGGCCUUGUGGAUAUUGCAUGACCUUGGCAUCGAUCCUAUUCUUCUCCACAUCCCCUUCCUCCCCCUUCCUCGCCCGCCCCUCCCCCUCCCUCCUCACAUCCCCAUCUUCAGGGCCAGCAUACCUGACCAACACCACCCUCCCCCUCUCUCUCCCUCUCCCCUCCCGCUCGUGGCUCGCACCCCCAACAAACGUAUGGGACCCCCUCCUCAUCGGGUAUUCUGCCCUCUCCGCCGCCUUGUCGCAGGAACGCAAGUACCUUGCUGAGCAUGCUGAUGAGGCUUUCAAGACGGGUAGAGAGGUGAGGUUGGGAGGGAUGUGGGAGGAGGGGGUGGAGAGUUUGAAGAGGUGGAAGAAUGUAGAGUGGGCGUUUAGGAGGGGGGAGGGGUAUGAAGGAUUGGUAGAGUGGAGGGAGAGUGCUUCGGACUGGAGGGCGCCUUUCGAGUGGGUUGAUUUCCGAUCCAAGACGGUGGAGAAGCGAAAGAGGAUACCGUCGACGCCGGUCGCGCCCUUGCCGAAGGGUUACAUUGACUUGAGGUAUAAAGGCCUGGGAUGGGUGAUUGAUAUGAAUUGGAGGAGGAGUGAGGAGGGGUUGAAGUGGGAGGUUGAGCAGGUGUUGGGGAGGGAGUGGGAUAGGGAGGAGUUGGAGGAGAUGAAAGUGGAGGAAGGGGUUGAAGAGGUUGAAGAGGUUGAGGUGGUAGAAGAGCCCGAGGUGAAGGUGGAAGAGGUGGAAGAAGAGAAGAAGGGGUGGAGGAGUAUACCGUUCGUGGGCAGCUGGUAG
Molecule: messenger RNA, 885 nt
Organism: Cryptococcus wingfieldii CBS 7118
Lineage: Eukaryota; Fungi; Basidiomycota; Tremellomycetes; Tremellales; Cryptococcaceae
Exons: 3
Coding region: 1-885 (294 amino acids)
Source: RefSeq, a predicted model, not a curated record